AUGAUGCGCGCUCCUUUGGUUUCCCGCACAGCCCUGGUGCUGGCUGUAGCGGCAGCGCUCCCUUUGGUUCUGGCGCAUGGAGGUGAUGGAGGUCACGGCAUGCACGGAAAUGGCAGUAUGGAAGCAGAUAUGCCCAAAGACGAAUCAGAAUAUCCCCCGACAUACUUUGCUCAUCCCGAGCAUCGUGGUCUUAUCGUGGGCCAUAUUGCUUUAAUGACCAUUGGCUGGGUCUUUAUACUGCCAGUCGGAGCAGCCGUCAUGUUUUCUCUGGUAUCAUCACGAUACACCAUUUACACGCAAUUUGUAUUCUUGGCUACAAAUGCAGUCGGUGUUCUUCUGAGCACCAUCUACAACGCCUCCACGCCAGAUCUGUAUCCUGGAAAUGCACACCACUCUAUUGGCUGGAUCAUCACUUGGGUGGUAUCCGCCCAGGUUCUCAUCGGCCUGGUCGGACGUAUCGCGAGUGUCGUACGAGGCUCGCACCAUAGCAUUGAUUCUGAAGCUCACAAGCAUACAUUCCUCCCUGUGUCCGAAGAGGACUAUCGAGAGUUUCGUCAUUCCAACGAUAGCGGGCAAGGUACUGAACCUGGAACCGAGUCCCUUCGCAGCAACUCUGUGUCAACUGUUCAUGGGGACCACGACCUCGACAACCCCCACAAGGAGUACGAGGAAGAUGCGGACUUCGAGGAAAUGCCCUUGACCUCGCCAGCUGCUCCCAAGGCUACAAAGUAUGGAAAGCUGGCAAAGCUGGUGGCUUCAACAAGGAUAUGGACUUAUUUUGAGUUGGUCUACAAGAUUAUCGACCGCAUUAUUCUUCCAUUUGGUUUCAUCGCUUUCGCAACUGGAAUGAUUGCAUACGCUAGAUUCUUUGAGGGACAUGGCGUUUACAGCGGUUUGGCUCACUGGAUCAAGGGAGGCAUCUUCUUCUGGCUUGGCCUGUUUACGCUUGGACGAUGGUCUGGGGCGUUUGCUGAGGUAGGAUGGGCGUGGAACAUCCGGCCCAAGCCGCAGCAUCAGAGGUGGCGACCAACUGCGGAGUGGAUGGAAAGCUUCCUCAUCUUCUUUUAUGGCUCGACAAACAUCUUCAUGGAGCAUCUGGGUGGCGCUGGCGGGGCCUGGAGUGCUCAGGACCUAGAGCAUCUUGCCAUUACCGUUCUGUUCAUUGGUGGUGGCCUGUGUGGAAUGCUUAUCGAAUCAGCGUGGAUUCGCAACCUUCUCAACACUUCCAUGGUUGAAGUUGAGCCUAUUCCUCUAUCGGACGAGGAGCGGGAACAAAGUUUCGAGCCUGCCACUUACAAGUUCUCCUUGAAUCCUAUCCCAGCGCUGGUUAUCAUGCUUCUGGGGAUCAUGAUGAGCUCCCACCAGCAGCCUUCCAUGCUCUCCAGCAUGGUCCACAAGCAAUGGGGAGACCUGCUUUUUGGUGCCUCGCUCGCUAGAGGUUUCACAUAUAUCCUCAUCUAUCUGCGACCCCCGACCUCCAUCUACCCAUCUCGACCCCCAACUGAGCUGUUGGCGGCAUUUGGCUUGAUGGCCGGAGGUAUUAUUUUCAUGGCGAGUAGCAGCGAUACUGUCGCCGGAAUGAUACACUACAAGAUGGAGGAGAUGUUCAUGUACACGGUGACGAUGGGCCUCGUUGGCGUCCUGAUGGCCUGGGAGAUCUUCGUCCUCGCGCUCAAGGGUUGGGCCCAGCGCAAGGAGCGACGCUCGGUUUUCCACUGA
Clonostachys byssicola is the source of this 1719-nucleotide messenger RNA. Lineage: Eukaryota; Fungi; Ascomycota; Sordariomycetes; Hypocreales; Bionectriaceae. The record is from the annotation of a GenBank genome assembly.